Cylicostephanus goldi is the source of this 228-nucleotide messenger RNA. The record is from the annotation of a GenBank genome assembly. NCBI's taxonomy places the organism in Eukaryota, Metazoa, Nematoda, Chromadorea, Rhabditida, Strongylidae.
AUGAGCGCUUUCGUUGUACCAUUCGAUGACGCACUUACAACUGAAGACGUUAAACUGUACAUACAAGAUCGUCUGAAGGAAAGCUACAAGCAACUAAAUGGCGGGAUUGAAUUCAUCGAAAAGAUUCCUCGUUCACCCUAUGGGCAUGUGCUGCGCGAUGAGCUUGCAAGCAGGAUCCCACGCAGAGAAAAGGAAAAAGAAGUGGAAGUGGAAAUGAACAGUGAAUGA